Messenger RNA from Radiomyces spectabilis, 745 nucleotides. RefSeq lists its product as uncharacterized. The record is from RefSeq and is a predicted model, not a curated record. The transcript has a single exon. NCBI's taxonomy places the organism in Eukaryota, Fungi, Mucoromycota, Mucoromycetes, Mucorales, Radiomycetaceae. Bases 359 to 670 code for a protein of 103 amino acids.
GCGUAGCUGAACCGCAGUAGCUUUCAAUUACUGCGCCAUUUGUAAUGUGGUUAUGAUUGGCGUCUGAGUUCCGAUAACUUAUAAAGGACAUUCUCAAAGAGGGUGACACGAUGUUAAUGGAGGGCGGGACCAUGGGAAACUGGUCUAUUCAACGGAAAGUUCGUUGGUUCCAUUUUUGUCACCGAUGUCAUGAUGAUUUUAUUCUGCUGAAUCUAGUGGUGCGGAGCUUCCGGAAGAUGGGCCGCCGAAUGUUGUGACGACAUUUUCAUGCAGCUCGACAUCUAUAAAAUUCCCUUGCUUUGGAGAGCCUGGAGUGCGUCUCUAUUCCCUUACUCACAUUCUCCAAUCAAUAUCCAUCAUGCCGAACCAAAAGAACGAUGCUCUCAACGAACAUUCUCCCGCCCAGAUGGUUGGCGGUAUGCGUGUCAAGCAAGCAAACCACGUCCCCUUGAAGCACGACACCAAGCACGAACAAGAGUCUGACUCCAAGGAUAUGGUCAGUGAAGAAGAAGCUGAAAAGAUGCGCCAGAAGGCUCUGUUGGAACGUCAAGAACGCGAAAUGGCCGCUGAAAAGGCUUCCCGAGAUGCCAACAUCUCCAAGAACGCAGGCAACAAUGUCAACAAGACCAUCCACAGCAUGCCUAUCCAGCCCAGAUCCCAGAACCACUAAAUGUCUUCCCUUCUUCCAGUUUGUACAGCUUGUAAAUAAACUUGUUUUUACGAAAAUAAUAUGUCACGUAUUUCU